Perkinsus marinus ATCC 50983 is the source of this 1215-nucleotide messenger RNA. RefSeq names its product protein phosphatase-1, putative. Gene Ontology annotation, cellular component: cytoplasm; nucleus. Gene Ontology annotation, molecular function: protein serine/threonine phosphatase activity. The record is from RefSeq and is a predicted model, not a curated record. NCBI's taxonomy places the organism in Eukaryota, Perkinsozoa, Perkinsida, Perkinsidae. The coding region runs from base 1 to 1215 and encodes 404 amino acids. The transcript is spliced from 10 exons.
AUGGCAUCAUCGGGGGCUCCUGUGGAAUCCAUCGACGUUGAUGCUAUCAUUGAGAAGCUUCUCGAGGUACGUGGGUGUCGGCCCGGCAAAGGAGUCCAAUUGACUGAUGGUGAAAUACGAGCUUUGUGUAACAAAUCUAGACAGAUAUUCCUAGAGCAACCAAACUUGUUGGAACUAGAAGCACCGAUUAAAAUAUGUGGUGAUGUGCACGGUCAGUAUUAUGAUCUUUUGCGGCUCUUUGAAUACGGUGGAUUCCCACCAGAAGCAAACUACCUCUUCCUUGGAGACUAUGUGGAUCGGGGCAAACAGUCGUUGGAGACUAUAUGUCUGUUGUUGGCGUAUAAAAUAAAGUAUCCUGAGAAUUUCUUCUUACUCAGAGGAAACCACGAGUGUGCCAGUAUCAACAGGAUUUAUNNNNAACGCAGAUACAACAUCAAGCUAUGGAAGACCUUCACCGAUUGUUUCAACUGUUUGCCGGUAGCUGCCAUAGUAGACGAGAAAAUAUUCUGCAUGCAUGGGGGUCUCUCGCCCGAGCUCAACUCCAUGGAUCAGAUCAAACGGAUACUGCGCCCAACAGAUGUUCCUGACACCGGCUUGCUGUGUGAUUUGCUGUGGUCGGAUCCAGAACAAGACAUAAGUGGAUGGGGCGAGAACGAUCGAGGAGUGUCGUUCACCUUCGGCGCGGAUAUUGUACAAGCUUGUCUGAGGAAACACGACUUGGAUCUCAUCUGUCGGGCACAUCACGUUGUGGAAGAUGGUUAUGAGUUCUUCGCCAAGAGGCAGUUGGUAACGCUGUUUUCUGCUCCUAAUUACUGUGGUGAAUUCGAUAAUGCUGGCGCAAUGAUGAGUGUUGACGAGACCCUCAUGUGCAGCUUCCAGNNNNCAUCAUCAUUAAACUGUCCUGGAUGCUUCUAUCAUAUGCUAUGCGGCAGGCUAGUAUCAUCAUCAUCGUUAUCAUGGACAUACCUCCCGGCUAUUGUUCCUCACUUUCCAUAUUCUCUAGCAAUCAUCUGUACCUUUCAUUAUCAUGCCGUCAUCAUCAUCACCAUCGUCAAGUCUGUGUUGAUCUUAUCAUUUGAUCAUGUAAUCGAUCGUUUGGGCGGACACAAAGCUUCCAACAUUCUACCGGAGGCGCUGGCAACUUUUGUGGCGCGCGACGAUCCUAGUCCUAACGCGCUCACUGGAUUACCUAUCUCCUGUUUUAUACUUGUGUAA